CAAGUUGGUCGGCCUUCUCUACCCGACACAUGCCGUCGACGUUUUUGGGACUGAUGACCGCGAUCGAACCUACGACCUCAGCGAUUAAAGUCACAUGCUGAAGCCACUAGACAGACAGCACUGCUGUAUACUGCUACUACUCAACAAUAAUUAAGGGGGCGCCUGCGCGGCUCCGCCUUCCGCCCGCCCUAAUGCUGGAUAUAAGGGCCGGAUACAGCACUUUUGCCGCUAGAACUUGUUGCACUUUCGAGCUUUACCACUUUGGUCUUACGUCGCGUCGGUCGAAAAACUCGAGACACAAUGUUGAGCAAGAGGUUCCUAUUUGCGUUGGGCGUUUUGGUGGCAGCUGCCUGCAUCGAGGCGAGGGAGGAAGGCCCUCAUGAUAUGGCGGAUGCACUACGUAUGCUGCAAGAGCUUGACCGGUACUAUACACAGGCUUCUAGACCGAGGAUUGACCGCCGUGACGUAGCGGCAAUGGAUCGGGUCGACCCAGACUUGUUAGAUCGUGCUGUGCGGCUCCUACAGCUGCAGAAACUAGACCGCAUUUACUCCUACCACACCCGACCAAGGUUUGGAAAACGAUCGGAGGCUUAUUCGAACUGGGGAAAGGAUCUUGAAAAGCCAGACUUACCAGCCUGGUUGACAUACGCUAGAAGGAGAUGAGAGAUGCAAUUGGUCACCUCAGCUUAAUCCAUCACGGAACUUUACUACAAUGCUGCUCUGCUGAUCUUUAUUUACUUAGAUCUUUUAUUAAAGAAUUGAUGUUCCUAUUUUUGUUCCAUUAAGUAGUCUAUGUACUAUGUAUAUUGUUAUUGAUGUACUACAUUCAACGUAAAGUUUGAAAUAUAAGCAAUUCGAAUAUUAAA
This is a messenger RNA of Pieris rapae (cabbage white), 866 nucleotides long. RefSeq lists its product as uncharacterized. The transcript has 6 exons. Lineage: Eukaryota; Metazoa; Arthropoda; Insecta; Lepidoptera; Pieridae. The record is from RefSeq and is a predicted model, not a curated record. Bases 301 to 663 code for a protein of 120 amino acids.